Molecule: messenger RNA, 1132 nt
Organism: Cucurbita pepo subsp. pepo (vegetable marrow)
Lineage: Eukaryota; Viridiplantae; Streptophyta; Magnoliopsida; Cucurbitales; Cucurbitaceae
Product: ribonuclease 2
Biological process (GO): RNA catabolic process
Cellular component (GO): extracellular region
Molecular function (GO): RNA binding; ribonuclease T2 activity
Source: RefSeq, a predicted model, not a curated record
GCCAAUCGAAUUCGGUAGUCUACCAAUUGGAUUACGUUACGCAUUUAUUUGUCAUGGGGAGCGAUCCCCAAAAUCAAGCCAUUCCCAUUCCCAUGGCGAUUCUCUUCAUCUUUCUUCUUCAAUUCAGCCUAUCUGUUGCAUCAAUUUCCUUGGAUGAGGCUUCCGAUGCGGUAAUUUUACAGAACCAGGGUGGACGAAAGCAGAGAGAAUUUGAUUACUUCGUUUUGGCGCUGCAAUGGCCUGGUACUAUCUGCAAGGGCACUCGCCACUGUUGUUCCUCCAAUGCAUGCUGUAAUAGAUCUGGUGGUUUUGCUGAGUUUACAAUUCAUGGUUUGUGGCCUGAUUAUAAUGAUGGAACUUGGCCUUCAUGUUGCACUGGAAAAGAAUUUGAUGAGAAGGAGAUUCAUACCUUACUUGAACCCAUGAAGAAAUAUUGGUCAUCUUUGAGUUGUAGUUCACCGAAAACUUGCCAUGGUGCAAAGGGAUCAUUUUGGGCUCAUGAGUGGGAGAAGCAUGGAACUUGUUCUUCUCCAGUAGCUCGUGAUGAAUAUGGUUACUUUUUAACUACUCUCAACGUCUAUUUCAAAUACAAUGUCACAAAAGUUCUGAAUGACGCUGGAUAUGUACCUUCAAAUUCUGAGAAAUAUCCUCUGGGAGGAAUCAUUUCAGCAGUUGAGAAUGCUUUUCAUGCCACCCCUUUGUUGGUCUGCUCAAAGGGUGCAGUGGAGGAACUUCGCUUAUGUUUCUACAAGGAUUUCAAGCCUCGCGACUGUGUUCCGACCGACUCACAGAAUUCAAUCGUUUCUUCGAAAAUCUCAUGUCCCAAAUAUGUCAGCUUACCCUCAUAUGAGCCAGGAGGCAAGAUUUUCGAGUUCACUGAUUCCAAUUGGCAAUAUCCAAAUGCUUAAUUUUCAGUCUUUUGAAAACAUAAUGCAUACUAUAAUAUCUCUGUUGAGAUAUAUAUGAAUCUGUAAUGCAUUAUGUUUCUUAUAGUUUGCCUUGUAGAAGUCAACAAUUGGAUUGGAAGUUUGCAGACAAUGUAAUUUUAAUAUUGAUCUUGGUUUCUAAUAUCAAAUUGAAAAAUGUUACCCUUAUUUCUUCGUAAGGACGAGGGUUGAGAUUCUAGAAUGAA